Pseudophryne corroboree (corroboree frog) is the source of this 364-nucleotide messenger RNA. RefSeq names its product cytosolic carboxypeptidase 6-like. The record is from RefSeq and is a predicted model, not a curated record. Gene Ontology annotation, biological process: protein side chain deglutamylation. Bases 50 to 364 code for a protein of 104 amino acids. Lineage: Eukaryota; Metazoa; Chordata; Amphibia; Anura; Myobatrachidae. The transcript is spliced from 4 exons.
ACCGGUUGCCUUGGCAGCGGUACAGCGGCGUCUCUGCUCCCGUCCGUGGAUGACAACAAACAUGGCGGCCAGCAGCGGGGACUCAGAGACAAGAAAUGGAAUGGAAAGUGACACAGCCGUCAUGUCUCGGAAUGUUGGCAAACUGAUAGUUACUCCUCCUGACUUUUAUGGGCAACCAAAGAAAGGGCACUUGAUAUUUGAUGCCUGCUUCGAAAGUGGUAACCUUGGCAGAGUGGAUUACAUCACAGAAUUUGAGUAUGAUCUCUUUAUCAGACCUGAUACAUGUAACCCACGGUUUCGUGUCUGGUUUAACUUUACGGUGGAGAAUGUGAAAGAAUACCAGACUAUGCCUGUUUUUUUCUGA